Amoebophrya sp. A120 is the source of this 3132-nucleotide messenger RNA. NCBI's taxonomy places the organism in Eukaryota, Dinophyceae, Syndiniales, Amoebophryaceae. The record is from the annotation of a GenBank genome assembly.
UGCUCCUGUGAAGGGCUCCAUUAUCAAAAAGAAACGUUCUGUGAUUCUGCUCUUUUUAUCGCACUGAGACCGAUCGAUCCUAGAGCUAGAUCCCGACAGAUGCACUGCUCGCUUCCCGUGAACUGCAAAGGCCACGUUGUACAAGGAUCCUGGCAAGAUGAUACUAUACUUAUUAGCUAGAUGGUGAACCUGAAUGGAUCGAAAACGUACAACCGUAACCAAAUUGAAGAGGCAAAAAACAUAUUUGACGCCUCCUGUCUUUGCACCUAAGAGCUCUUUAUCUACUCGAUUUGAGGUUUGGUUUCUGAUGAUCCCAGAACAAGAUUUUCUCUCACUCCCCAAACAAACUUUUCUGUUUUCCAAAAAUCUUUGACAAAAGCAGACUUUGAAAUACACUCGGAAUACUUUGGCGACAUAACUUUAAGCACCACUACGUACGGUUGUAGCUUUACGUUUAUAGUUUCACCGUGAUAGCAACAUUGUUUCCACCCAAAAAGACGAAAUGACGACCGAAACGAAAAAGCAGACCGAGAAGACCGACAAUGUGGUCCGGAUCUCCAAGGCACACAACGCCUCGUUCUAUGUGCGCGCAGCCACGAACUUCCUUCAGGGGAUUACGGGGAAGGACGGAGUAGAGAAAAAAAUCUUCGAUGAAGUUGUCAUCUCCGCUCUCGGUGCUGCUAUCCCGGCCGCCGCAACUGUGGUCGGCCUUCUCGAGAAGAACAAGGUUUGUAGUAGUUCUCCGAUCACAGCUGCAUAUGAAUUUGAAAAAAUAUCAAAUGUGUUGAUCACUAGUUUUCUUUUUGCGUUAGAAGCGCCAAAACCCAGAUCGACAUUGAAUGAAAAACAAUUCAGGUUGCCUCCCUGACCAAAGUCGAGACGGCCUACACACAACUGGACUACGGCAAGCGCCCGCAUUUGCUUUUGUCCGUGAAGCGCAACCCAGACUACGUGGCCCCGAAAAAGACUGGUAAGACCAUCGAACCUAUAAAAUGCAAAAAUGUCUGGGUCUGGAAGAUUGCAACUUGUCAUGCUAAAUCCGAAUCAUGCAGAAAUCUGUCUUGCAUGAGUGCCAAAAGCUGUCCCCUUUUGACCAAGUUGAGAGGGAGUUUCUGAUGCAGCAAAGGCAUGAUAGAGACCUCAAAGAAUCUGUCAUGCUGGGUCUCGCAUUCCAGACCUCAUGGGUCAUGGAAAACCUGCAUCACAAAUCUUGCAUUCUUCCAGACCCAGACAUUUUUACAUUUGAUAGAACCACCAGCCUGUCCGGAGCGCUUGACUACCGACAAGCUCGAAAAGAAGAUGAAGAAAGUCCUCAAGGAGGGAGGUAAGAAGGAUUAAUUGAUGAAUCACCCGAUGAGAAGAUGAUAAGUAGUUGGUAUCAGAAAUGAGUACACUAUGGUACGCAGGCACAGCUCCGAGGCCUGCUAGUACCACCGGAUACUGCAUUUGUCCUCGCGACGGAGGACAUUUUUUCCCCAACCUUUUUUUUACUUCUCAUGAUCUCACUCUCGAUAAAUUCAAAGCUCGUAAUCAUUUUUUCAAGUGCCUUUUCCUACCACAGGCAAGCGCGGUGUCGAGAUCGAAGGAGCCGCGGAUAUGGGUGGCUUGAAGUACUUCUGCACAAAAGUCCUCGAGCCCGCUGGAGAUUUGGAUAUGCUGGUACUUAUGAAAGUCCAAUAUAUAACGUGUUUCCACCGAGCAAAGUAGAGUUCGGGACAAGUUGGCCUUUUCAGUUUUUGGAAGGAUAUUUGCGCAUGGUGUGACGAAGGGUGGAAGAUGAAGACCAUUUUUGUUUGCGUGACACGAAAAAACUCUUGUCCAGGUCGAAAGUGUGAAGGCGAUGAAUGCUAAGUCCGACCCGAGCGAGGAAGAACGCAAGGGUGGCUCUGGCAAGAUUGGCAAGACCGUCAUGUCGAUGGCAGACGACAACAACUUGUGCAUCGUCACCUACGUUCCCCAGGAGGAGCAUGUCGCGUGCAGCGCAAAAGACUGGUAGGCAUUUUUUUACUAUUAAAGGAUUGUACAACCAGACUCCCGUAGUUGCCGGAAUGGGAUUAUUCAAGUUAGUUUCAUGUUGAGAAUAUCAUGGCAAGAGUCAAUGUUUAAUGGACCGAAACUUUUCAUCUCAGGCUUGAGUACAUCCUGAAGAUGUGCAGUGCGUCGUCACAAGCGAUUCGCGAGGACAGCACGGACCUGUACGCACAGAUCUGCGUCAAGAACGACGGGGAAAAGGGUGUUUUCGCCUUGAAAAUGCGCGACUACGUCAUUCAGCAUGCCAACAAGUUUCUGCACGAAAAACACCUGAUCCCGGACCAGGAGAGCGAAUCUGAGGACGAAAUGGUUUUCGGCGACGACGACUUUCCGUAAUUAUAUAUAAAAUGCACAUAAUUAUAUAUUGAUAUACCCCUUUUUUGUUGUUGACAGUUUGAGUUUCACCCGACUACUUUCAAGAAAACAGGCUUAUCAAUCAGAAAAUACAUCAUUAUGAUCACGCGGAAGUUGUCUCCUUCGCGCGAUGAAUAGGUACUACACGGUAAUUAUAUUGUAAUUGGAUUUGUUUUCGAUUUCGAUUUUCGAUUUCGAAUGACAAAAUACCGGCUGACAGUUGUCAGGAGCACGAUCGCAUCUGUCAUUCGAUUUCACCCGAAAAACUAAAUCUAGCGCAGUCAUCACACAGGUUUUUUCAGCGAUGUCACGAUUUUUUCAAGAACUGGAAUCGCUUUUUGUCAUAUCGCAGGGCACGCAAGAUCAAUUUUUAUUCAGAAGGUUUUUAUAUCCUUGCACUCGUCUGAUUCUACGCAGAAAGAGAAAUCCGAACAGGUUCGGUACCCUCGUGCUGCCGCGAUUCACGACGAAAGGGAGAGUGCUUUGCUUUUCCUUUCAGCCCAUUGCUACUUACCUGUGAUAAAGGCUUUCUUACGUUCAUCGGAUCAUGCCAUGCGUAUCCGCCCACUAGGGAACGAACACGAACUUCUUUUGACAUGCGAGGAUAAAGCUGCCGAGACUUUCGAUAACGACAUUGUUUACUACAGUCGAUUCUUUGAUUGCAGAUCUGUUCUAAGCACUAUUGCGUUCAUCUUCUGACCCAUUAUGCUUGUUGCGCUGGGUCUUUUCGAUUUCAAUUCGCCAGUC